AUGGCUUUGCCGGGUGGUCUCGGCAUAACACGACGCCCGAACAAACAGGACAAGGCCGACCGGGCCGGGGGUGGCGGUCGCAGCGGCGGCGCGGCGCGACCGAAAAAGGCCAUCUUCGAGACGACAAAGAAGAAGGAGAUUGGCGUGUCCGACUUGACGCUGCUGAGCAAAGUGUCCAACGAGGCCAUCAACGAAAACCUGAAAAAGCGCUUUGAGGGCGCCGAGAUUUACACAUACAUUGGCCAUGUGUUGGUCUCCGUCAACCCCUUCCGGGAUCUUGGAAUCUACACCGACGAGGUACUGGACAGCUACCGGGGAAAGAACCGGCUCGAGAUGCCGCCGCACGUCUUCGCCAUCGCCGAGUCUGCGUACUACAACAUGAAGGCCUACAAGGACAACCAGUGCGUCAUCAUUUCUGGCGAGUCCGGUGCGGGCAAGACCGAGGCCGCCAAGCGCAUCAUGCAGUACAUUGCCAACGUCUCCGGCGGCACCGGCACCGACAUUCAGCAGAUCAAGGACAUGGUGCUGGCCACGAACCCGCUGCUCGAGUCCUUUGGCAACGCCAAGACCCUGCGCAACAACAACUCCUCGCGCUUUGGCAAGUACCUGCAGAUCCACUUCAACGACGCCGGCGAGCCUGUCGGUGCCGACAUCACCAACUACCUCCUCGAGAAGACCCGCGUCGUCGGCCAGAUCACCAACGAGCGCAACUUCCACAUCUUCUACCAGUUCACCAAGGGCGCCUCCGACACCUACCGCCAGAACUUUGGCGUCCAGACCCCGGACACCUACAUCUACACCAGCCGCUCCAAGUGCUUCAAUGUCGACGGCAUCGACGACUUGGCCGAGUAUAGAGAUACACUGAAUGCCAUGAAGAUUAUCGGUCUGAGCCAGGCCGAGCAGGACAGCAUCUUCCGCAUGUUGGCUGCCGUGCUGUGGACUGGCAACCUGGUCUUCCACGAGGACGACAGCGGCUACGCGGCCGUCUCCGACCAGUCCGUCGUCGAUUUCCUGGCAUACCUGCUCGAGGUCGAGCCCAAAAAGCUGGUUUCGGCCAUCACCAUUCGCAUCCUGACCCCGCGAAGCGGCGAGGUUAUUGAGUCGCCCGCCAACGUUGCCCAGGCGAUUGCCACGCGCGAUGCCCUCGCCAAGGCCAUCUACAGCAACCUCUUCGACUGGAUCGUCGAGCGCAUCAACCAGUCGCUCAAGGCGCGCCAGGCCACCAGCAACUCUAUUGGCAUUCUCGAUAUCUACGGCUUCGAGAUCUUUGAGAAGAACAGCUUCGAGCAGCUGUGCAUCAACUAUGUCAACGAGAAGCUGCAGCAGAUCUUCAUCCAGCUGACGCUCAAGACCGAGCAGGAGGAAUACGCCCGCGAGAAGAUCCAAUGGACCCCGAUCAAGUACUUUGACAACAAGGUCGUGUGCGACCUGAUUGAGCAGGUCCGCCCCGUCGGUAUUUUCUCCGCCCUCAAGGACGCCACCAAGACCGCCCACGCCGACCCGGCCGCCUGCGACCGCACGUUCAUGCAGUCUCUGAACGGUAUGUCCAACGCGAACCUGACGCCGCGCCAGGGCAACUUUAUUAUCAAGCACUACGCCGGCGACGUCGCCUACACCGUCGAUGGCAUCACGGACAAGAACAAGGACCAGCUGCUCAAGGGCCUGCUGAACCUGUUCCAGGUCAGCCAGAACCAGUUUGUGCACGAGCUCUUCCCCAACCAGGUCGACCAGGACAACCGCAAACAGCCCCCCACAGCCGGCGACCGCAUCCGCUCGUCGGCCAACGCCCUUGUCGACACCCUCAUGCGCUGCCAGCCAUCGUACAUCCGCACCAUUAAGCCCAACGAGAACAAGUCGCCGUCCGAGUACAAUGUGCCCAACGUGCUCCAUCAGAUCAAGUACCUCGGCCUGCAGGAGAACGUGCGCAUCCGUCGCGCCGGUUUCGCGUACCGCCAGACCUUUGAAAAGUUUGUCGAGCGCUUCUUCCUGCUGUCCCCUGCCACGUCGUAUGCCGGCGAGUACACGUGGACAGGCUCGUACGAAGCGGCCACCAGAGAGAUUUUGAAGGACACAAGCAUCCCGCCCGAGGAGUGGCAGAUGGGCGUGACCAAGGCCUUUAUCAAGGCCCCUGAGACGCUGUUCGCGCUGGAACACAUGCGCGACCGCUACUGGCACAACAUGGCGACGCGUAUCCAGCGCAUGUGGCGUGCCUACCUCGCGUACCGCGCCGAGUCGGCCACGCGUAUCCAGCGUUUCUGGCGAAAGAAGCGCGUCGGUGCCGAGUACAUGGUCCUGCGCGACCAGGGCCAGCGCGUGCUCGGUGGCCGCAAGGAGCGCCGUCGCUACAGUCUGCUGGGCUCGCGUCGUUUCCUGGGCGACUACCUUGGCAUCAACGCCUCGACCGGCCCGGGCAGCGUCAUCCGCAGGGCGACCAACAUCAGCUCCAACGAGAAGGCUGUGUUUUCGUGCCGUGGCGAGAUCCUUGAGGCCAAGUUUGGGCGUUCCAGCAAGCCGAGCCCGCGUGUCUUGGUUGUCACCAACAGCAAGUUCUACAUCAUCUCACAGGCCUUUGUCAACAACCAACCGCAAAUCUCGAUUGAACGCGCUAUCCCACUGGGUGCGAUCAAGUUCAUCGGCACGUCCACAUCGCGCGAUGACUGGUUCUCGCUCAAUGUCGGCUCGCCGCAGGAGGCGGACCCGCUUCUGAACUGCGUGUUCAAGACAGAGAUGUUUGUGCAGAUGCAGCGCGUCAUGCCGGGCGGCUUCAACCUCAAGAUCGGCGACUCCAUCGAGUACCACAAGAAGCCCGGCAAACCGCAGCUGGUCAAGGUGCUCAAGGACUCGCAGGUGCCUGUCGACUAUUACAAGAGCGGUGCCGUGCACACGCGUGUCGGCGAGCCGCCCAACUCCAUGCCGCGGCCCACCCCCCCUGCUAAACCCGUGCCGCCACGGCCUAUCACGCGCGGCAAGCUGAUCAAACCAGGUGGACCCAACGGCCGCCCCUCGCGAAUCACGGCCCCCAACAGCCGCAAGCCUCAGCCAACACCUGCCGCGCGGCCUGCCGCCAACUCGUCUCGCGCUGUUCCUCCAAGACCCGCUGCCAGUGGUUCGUCAUCUGCUGCUUCCUCCGCCGCUGCUGGACCCCGUAUCGUCCCCACUCGCCCUAACCCUGCUGCGGUGGCCGCUGCAUCGGCGGCAGCAACCUCGGUGCUACCGUCACACACGCGCACCGCAUCCAACACGUCGGCCGUGCGCGCGCCGCCACCACCACCUCCUCCGCCGGCAGCACCUGCGGCCAUUACGGCCAAGGUCCUGUACGACUUUGCUGGCCAAAAGGACAAUGAAAUGUCCAUCAAGGCAGGACAGAUUAUCGAGAUUGUCCAAAAGGAGAACAAUGGCUGGUGGUUGGCCAAGAUCAGCGAUAAGCAGGCUUGGGUGCCUGCGGCGUACGUCGAGGAGAUCGUGGCACCCCCGCCGGCGUCUUCGCGUCCUGCUCCGCCGGCCCCGCCUCGCCGGCCUAUCGGUGGCACCGGUGCCAGCCGUUCCUCGGCAGCCUCGUCGACGCUUCAGCCGCGUGACUCGGGCAUGAGCCUCAACGGCGGCAGUGCCUACUCGUCGGACGGCAGCCGCACGAACACGCCAACGCCAUCGGUUUCCGGUAGCAUGAGCCUGGCAGACGCACUGCUGGCGCGGCAAAACGCCAUGACGUCGCGGCGGGAGCCGGACGACUGGUAG
Molecule: messenger RNA, 3735 nt
Organism: Sporothrix brasiliensis 5110
Lineage: Eukaryota; Fungi; Ascomycota; Sordariomycetes; Ophiostomatales; Ophiostomataceae
Product: myosin I
Exons: 3
Coding region: 1-3735 (1244 amino acids)
Biological process (GO): vesicle transport along actin filament; endocytosis; actin filament organization
Cellular component (GO): cytoplasm; actin cortical patch; plasma membrane
Molecular function (GO): microfilament motor activity; ATP binding; actin filament binding
Source: RefSeq, a predicted model, not a curated record